Molecule: messenger RNA, 4344 nt
Organism: Sordaria macrospora k-hell
Lineage: Eukaryota; Fungi; Ascomycota; Sordariomycetes; Sordariales; Sordariaceae
Source: RefSeq, a predicted model, not a curated record
AUGAACCCCGGACCGGUCUCUUCCAGUCCGGCUCCAGGGUCAGCUUCCUCUUCCACUUCGGGGCCCACCAUCGGGGUUCCAGAGCGGAAGUAUAUCCCCUACCGCCAAGGAGCGGAGGAGCAGCUGAAACUGACCGUGGGGAACAGGGCUGGUAGGGCCCCGAAAGCCCCAACAACAGCCCCAGUCAUGUCAUCAUCAGUGGCCCUGGUGGAGACACUGUUGGCGCCGGAGUCAGGGCUGGAGAGGGCAUCCUCACCGCGAUACUGCAGCGCUCUCCGGGAGAGAUGCGUGUCACUGUCCGAUGGUAUUGUGACAGUGACACCCACCACAGCCCGAGGCGGCAGCAUCAUCACAUGGCAGCAUCAAGAUGGCAGAAAGAAGCGGCCGGGAUGGAAGUGGAAGGAGAAUCUCGACCAUUUGCUGGAGGUUGAGGUGGAAAUCGAAGUGGAAGCUGACACUGCAGACGCUGCAGGCACCCAGGGCACCACAGGCACGAAUGCUACCAUCCCUCUGCUAGUGGCUCAGGUACCCCAAUCAGCGCCUGCAGCGGCGGUGGUACCUGGGGCUGUACCCUCACCGACUAGCGGGACCUCCCUGUCGUCGUGGACUCUUUCAAAAACUGGAAAAGAGGAGGGAAACAAGCCGUUUCUCCCGUCCAAGCCGCCCUUGCGCCCGCUGCCCUUGGCGAAACGCAACUCCAACGCUCGGCCGGGACAAGACAACAAUGACGUGAAUCGCAACAACAAGUGGGAGGGAGUCCCCGGUUCUGACGGCGAUAGCCGGAGAUGGGGAUUGGGGUCCAAGCCGGCCUCAAGUGGAAGUUGUUGGUCUUCAACUUGUUCUACUUCGCCGUCCCUUCUUCCCCCUCUCCCCCCUCUUUCUUCCCCCGCGUCGAGACCCGGACUUCAGCUUCAAGCGUGCAUAAGCCCAAGAGCUGGCGAGAACGUGGACGAUCCCCAACAGCCCAAGGGAAGCGAGGAUGGGUCAAGUGGUAGCAGCAGCACCAGCAUAUUCAGCAGCAGCGGAACGAGAAGUAAUCACGAGAAGCCCAACAACAGCAGCAAGAGCCUGAGUCGAGACCAACAAUCGCAUAAUAAAGGAGGCAACCAGUACAAAGACAAACUUGAAAAGGACGGCGCCGUCUUCACAUUAGAGAAAAGGGUCCCCUACCCCCAAGUGCCAAAUCCAAUCCCCCCUUCAGGUUCCUCCUCACCAUCCUCAGAGUCGGCGCACCCCUCGCCCACUACCACCACCACCGUUACCACCACGACACAACGGCAGCAUCCCACGCGGAAGCAGACGCAGGCGCAGACGCAGGCGCAGACGCAGAAGCAGACGCACUCGUACCUGGGCCCGGACCUGCAUCUAAAUCUGCACACAAACCACCACGACCCAAACUUUCCAGCCCCAGUGCGGUUCCUUGUCUCGGCCGCUGCUGCGGACUGUGCAGAGGUGGUCGAUGUGGCCAAAGAGACGCGCAGUUGGCUUGAACAAGUUUUCAAAGACACGGUCGACAACACCGCCGCCCGGGAACGGGAACUCACACACGGCCAGGACCAUCACCACUCUUUUUUGCUACCACUGCCGCUUGUCUCUGGGUGGCCCCAUAAUCCGUUCGAUCCUGCAACCGACCACGGCCGUCAACCCGUCAACGGAGCUGAAGAACGACCCCGCUCACCCCGGCACACGCAAGCUGAACAAGCGGCUAGACUCACGGCGCAGAUUAAGGGUCAAGAGGGCCUUGCUCCCGACAAGGGGUCUAACCUAGACGGAACCAAGGGUUCAACCAACAACAACACCACUGCGGCCGACGGCUUGGCUUCACAAACCUCGCAAACCUCGGUGCCACGAUUAAACACGGGAGCCGACAGUCAAACCCUUGCCGAGCGGUGCAAGCUGGAGACCGACAUGAUCAUGGACCACCACCAGUCCUCAGCCAUGCCGCUCUCGCCCGCACCCUCUCACUCUUCUUUCUCCCUUAGAGGCAGAACUCGGGUUUUUGGAAAAUUGCCUUUUCUCUCACGCAGCCGCAAGCCAGAAGGUCCAACCCCCCUCAAGAUCGCCUCUCCGACAUCCCCUUCUCAACAAAAAUCUCCAACUUCUCCAACUUCACCAGUUUCUCCGGCCUCCUCCAUGGGUGCCCCCCUCGACAGAUCCCGGAGUCGGGAUGCGAAGACGUAUGCUGGUUCUGGAGGACGCGGUGUUGUACCAAUUCAAGAUGAGGUGCCAAAGGGUGCCAUCAAUGGCGCUGACAGACGCGUUACCGUUCGCUACAAGGGCGUGACGGUUGAUCUCAAAGUUGACGUUGAUACUACUACUGUGGACAUAAUGCUGGCUUAUGCCGACCAGACAGGCCUUCCCGUCAAUGUCAACACCAGCAUGGUGAUCGAGGCGUACACCCCUUUGGGGCUUGAGCGACGCCUUCGUCGAUAUGAACGUAUCCGUGAUGUCUUAAACUCUUGGGACCAAGACAUGCAGAACGUUCUGAUUAUCCAGACCGAAAACGACCGCAGCGAUGAGAACCUAGACCUCACCAGUGUUCCCCGUGAACACAAGAUACCUACUGGCUUUGUCCUUCCGCUUCAGCACUCGCACAGGCCUGGGAAAUGGACCAAGCGUUAUAUUACUUUGCUCGAAAACGGACAACUGGUUUCGUCCAAGAAACCCGACGCCAAACUGUCAGACAAGGACAUCUUGAGCAUCUGCCAUCUGUCUGAUUUCGACAUCUACACGCCGACCGAAGCACAGAAGCGAAAGGAGCUACGACCACCCAAGAAACAUUGCUACGCCAUCAAAAGCCAGCAGAAAACCACGAUCUUCAUGUCGACAGAUAAUUUCGUCCACUACUUGAGCACCGAAGACGCCGCGGUCGCCCAUCAAUUCUUUGCUCGCGUCCAAGCCUGGCGAAGCUGGUAUCUGGUCAACAAGGUUUUGCAGCUGCAUAAUAAAAAGCAAGAACGGGAUGCAGAGAAACCGCCUCAACCCUCUGCUUCGCCGCACAAACCAAGGAUAGCAGUUAGAGAUGUCAACGUGGAUGGCCACAAAAUCAGAGUUUCAGUCGACGAGUCUCCUUACCCAAUUGGUACAUUCAAGCCCCUAAUCGACCUGCAGCGUUUCGACAAACCCAUCGACGAGUUUGGAAAGGACUGGGAAGCCGACCGAUCGAGAUGGCAAGUCCCGCCGCUACCGCCACUUGAUAAGCUUCAGAAAAUUAGGAGGGCGACGCAAGAAGAGAAAGAAGCACCGUUUGGCUCGAGCGGUUUGCUUGGCAACAUAUAUGAAGAGCGAAAACAGGCUCAGAAGGAAGAGGAGAGGAAGAAGCUGGAGGUUGUCACUGACAACGGCUUUACCGAUCGACCCAGCCUUCUAAAUGGCGGAUUGGUAGCUUCACCAACCGAGGAGACCGGGUAUCACAAUGGGCGGUCGGAACCCAAGGCAUGGCUUCCUUCGGCAGUUGAACAUACUGCCACCCAGCGAAGCACAAGAGCACCCUCUGUUCGUCGCAGUGCUCCAUCUAAUCAGUCGCCGCCAUCCCACUACGCUCCAUCGCAAUACGCACCAUCGCAAUACGCCCCGACCCUGCACGACCGUGGGCGUGAAUCGCAUCGACGCCAGCAACCAAACCAGCAACGAAAGCCCAGCGGGCCUCUUGUGGACCUGACUCCGAAAUUUGUCGAACCACCCCAAUGGUCGCGUGAAGGUCUGGGACGAGGUGUGAGGGCUCCAGAAGGUGUACCUUUGGUCGACAUGGCCACAGCAGCCAAAGUGGCUCCCGGUGCCAAACCUAUCGAACUGCCACCCCGGACACUUGUUAGACGGGAACCCAGCACGCGGGCUCCUGGUUCUCGGCCAGGAACUAGUGGUGGCCAAGCACCGCCAGGUUCUAGCGCAGGAAGUGUCCGGGCUGUUAGUCGGGCUCCCUCCGUGCGGAGCAGGAUGACGAGUAGAGACGGGCCUCCUGGUGGUGGGAGGAGCCUGUCAGGAUCGACCUAUGUACCACCUGUACCCUCUAUACCCGGAUCAAUCCUCGGCAACGGGCCGACCUAUCCACCCCCCUCAUCCAGAGGUAGAGACGCAGAAGGUUACCGUCCCCGUACGUCGUCUGGUGGGCAACAGCCCCAGUCAAAAAAUGGCUCUCCUCCGUCCUCCGGCUAUGAACACGAACGUCAAAGAACCUUUUCUUUGAGAAACCAGCCACACCCAUUGUUGUCGUUCGAUGAGGCCCUAGAUGAACCGCGAGGUCUACUCGGGAACAGCAAUGCCGGCUCCGUGCAACGAGCCCGGAGUGUCCGCGUCGGCAAUUCUUCCGGCCGCGCGAGAAAUGGGAGUAUUUACAAUUACUGA